Molecule: messenger RNA, 8157 nt
Organism: Varroa destructor (honeybee mite)
Lineage: Eukaryota; Metazoa; Arthropoda; Arachnida; Mesostigmata; Varroidae
Product: protein Hikeshi
Biological process (GO): protein import into nucleus
Cellular component (GO): nucleus; cytosol
Molecular function (GO): Hsp70 protein binding; nuclear import signal receptor activity
Source: RefSeq, a predicted model, not a curated record
CUUAUGGAACAAGCAUCAAAAUACAAGAAACAUCUAAUCAGUUCUGUCGGCUCGACACAGUGGUUUAGUGGUGGCAGCACCAGCGUCGCAUGUUUUGGCCGGUGAACAGAGAUGCGAACGUUAUCGUAGAUCUGAAUAGCGUUGUUCGAGUUGUCGUAUAAUUCGAACACGCUCACAUACAACUACACAAAGAUAAUAUCGCCGAGGUAGUGUGGGGAGGCGGCAGCUAACCUAGCUCGAUAUUGAUUUUUCCCUUGCUUUUCGUAAGAGAGGCUACUGAAACAAGAUCGGCUUUUCAAACUUCAAAUCUUCGAAAGGAGUCUUUAUUAGUUCAAGUGCGAUUGAAUCUGACGGAGGGCGGGGUGAUGUGCUGAAAGAAGAAAAAUUGGUGCGCCGUUUUAUUUGAUGUCAACUUAAUUAACACAAAUUACAAAGCCAGAAUCCCUCGGGGUCGGAGUAGCGAAGUACUAGCAUACGAGUGUAAGAGAAGAUGAGCCUUUUCGGGGUAAUCGUAGCAGGCCGUCUGGUCCAGACAGAAUUCGAGUCGGUGGAGCCAAACAAAUUUCUACUGAACAUCGCAGAACCUUUAAAGGUCAACUAUGUGACAGUCUUCAUGACGGGUGUACAGCCCUUUCCGCAAGGGCUAGGAGCUACAGUGUACUUCAACAUACCAAAUCCUGAUGGUACAGGCAGUUGGCACUAUCUAGGAUACAUCUGCAAUGAUAAACCGAGUGCCAUCUUUAAGAUAGGCAAAAGCCGGCAAGCAUCUGGGGAUACUCACGCGUUUUCCGGCCUAAUGCAUCAACAUAAUGUAGGUCAGAUGGGCAUUUCUGUGGAGAAUCUAGCAGAUAUAAAGUUCAUGGACUCGGGAGCCAACGCCCAGAAAGCUCAGGCAUCGGUUGAUACCUUUGCAGAAUUUUCAAAGAAGAUGCUAGAAAGUUUCUACAACUAUGCGACUUCGUUCGCCGUACCUGGACAAGCAGGCGAAUUGUUUUUCCCUGUUCGAACGCUCGAAGGUUGGUAUACUAAUUUCGAGCGAAAGCUUCAGCAAAAUCCGAAUUUUUGGAAACAGCAGCCGCAGUCAGCCUAGCAGGACAUGAUGGUAGCGGCAAACGUAGCGAAAACAACUCAAACCUUAUUAUCGUGUCAAUAUAGCCUACAUUUUGAAAUUUAUAGGUCACGAAGCACAAUGAAGUGCGCAUCGUGCCUAAAGAUAACCGCAAUUAUGCUCACCUUUUGCUCCAUUUACAAUUCGAUAUGACCAAAAAUCCCACACGGCGGAUUUUCUAUCAGAAAAUUGUCGAAGAACAUAAUUUCGUUGCUACUCCUGAGCGAAUACCUGUUUGUCACCCAAUCUGACUAUUGGAUAGAGAGUGUUUGUAUAAACACUUAGGCAUUAUAAUUCCUUUUUAACAAAAACGGUUAAGUUCUCCGCUGGAGUAGAUAUUAUGCCACCUCGACUGUACUCUCUGUAUCGAUGCCAGCAAAUUUUGCUACAUUGGAGCGAGAGAUAUUCACUAAGUAGAUAAACUAUGGUGUACCUGUUAGACUUUAUAGCUACACUGUCGUAAUACGUGAUUUAUCUAUGGCUGCUAAUCAACAUCUGAAGGCAUAUAGUCGAAAAAUUUAUCAGUCCUUCAAACUUGGAUUGCUGAUUGUUAAUGUUAAUCGUCGUCUAGCUAUUUUAGUUUCAUCGGUAGUCGUAGUAAUUCGACAGUGUUUAAUACGGUCCCAUUACUUUAUCGUGAAUAAUUGAACCUCAAGUACCAACUUUUUUCCGUUGGGCGACACUGCUGAGCAUGCCAUGCGCCAAUACUGCACCUGAAACCUACACGAAGUUAACUUUAACCUAAUCAGCAUCAUACACCAUGCUAGGCACAACAACGUGUGGUUAACUUUUCAACAUUGAAGAUUACUUGUACGUUACUGCUGAAAACUGCUUAUGUAUAAAACAACUUUCAUGAAAAAGAGAAGCUGAACUUUUUUUUAAUUAACUGAUGGAUUUAAGCGUUGUGUGAUUUAAUCCUUCUAUUUUUUGCGUAUUACUUUGGUUACAUGUGGACACUCAUUAAUUAUGAAUAUAAAUAAUUUUCUCAUUUGAAAUAUUUUGAUCUCUUUAAUUGAAAAAAAAAUACUAGUAUAUAUAUAUAUAUAUUAUCUAGCACUUUCUUCUAUUCAUGGUGUAAAUAGCUGCGUGCAUUACCCGAAAUUUCUAUAUUUCUUCGGACGCUAUUAUAUUAGAAAUUGGAUGGCUGCACAGACCAGAAAUGAUCAUUCUUUCAGGGACUGACGGUUUCCCCACUGUAGAGCUAGGUAUGUAAGUGCUAUAUGAAUUGCAAUUGGCGUCCACCCCGUUCAAGCAACCUGAUAACGACUCACUAGUGUAAUUAAUAUUACGGUUUAUUAUAAAGAAGGCAUAGCACAUUGUAUAAAUCGAAAUCUAUGAGUACGUAUAUAUAUGUACUCAUUUUCAUCGACAAUGUCUAGACAAAAACAGACUAAUAAUAAAAGAAUCCCACUAAUAAAAACGCUUGACUAAUUGAGGUGUGAUAUAAUUGGUGUCGCUUUAUUUUUAGCUUAGUGACUGGUUCACAGUCGUCGGCUUGGGUCACUUGUAAAAGAGUAUAUAUAAUUUAUCAUCGUCAUCAUUGAUGUUAUUCAUUCUGUUGUUAUAUUGUGGUUGUUUCUCAAUCAUAUAAUAAUGGACAUAGGCGAUAUAUGCCGCACUUACACAUUUGUAUGUGUGUGUGUGUAUAUGUGUGUUUAUGUAAAGUGCCCGGGUUGAGCCAUAAUCAAAAAACCGUGACAAGUUUUCUGCACUUAUUUUUUUUAAUCAGCUAUAGACUCGAGUGAGCUAACUGCUCGAUCAGCAUUUUUGCUGUAUUCAUGCAUGUAUAUGCGUGUAUACAUAUAUCCGGACAUGUAAAUGCCGGUUGUGUUUUCUCGUGCUUGUUGCUGUUGUUUUUACACCAGGCCUAUGUGGAAAAUGAGAUCAUCGAGUCUACCCAGGAUAAAACAAACAGCAUUCAGUAUCUGUUCCGGGGCCUAUUUAUUUCAAGUAAUCAUCAUUCUCUCGUCCAGCUAUUCUUUUGUACCACCCUCCGACACAUUUGUCCCCUUGCUCUUCACCUUUGCCUCAAUACGCUUAUACGGCCGGAAUAAAUAGCUUUAUCAUGUGUAUAUAUAUAUAUAUAUAUAUAUAUAUAUAUAUAUAUAUAUAUAGAUUUAUUUAUAUAUAGAGUUGUAUGUAUAUAGCUUCAUGUAUAUAUUCAUGUAUUUAUAUUACACAUGCUGCGGCUGCUGCGCGUAAGUACAACGCCUGUUCGGUGUGUAUGUUGAAAGGUCCUGCCAGACAUCGCUUUUGGCGCACACAAAAAAUCCCAUUUCGCUUUGCUCAUUCAUCUGUUCUACUAGACCAUAUGCGCUGGGCAGCAGAUCUUGACAUAUCACUCCCCGAAAAGGUGCCUUUUAAUCAUUUUUUAUUUGUCUGUGUUUCCCCGUAUUUGCUUUAUAGACUCUAAUAAAUUCCUUCUGCCAGCACACACAUCCAUUGCAAAACUUUCAAACCAUUCAUUCAUACACAGUUGUAUUUAUAUGUCAUAACUUAUUUUCCUCAGAUUUUUCAGAUAGUUUUAAUUUGGUUUAGUUAGAUUUUUGUUUGUUUUAGUUUAGAAAUGGUUUUUAAAAAUUCAUUUUCUCACUGUACAGCCAGUGUAAGACGCAAUGCAUUGGUCCUUCAAAAAUACCUUGAACCUCAAGGCCUUUCUUUAAGUCAGUACAUCUCCAUAGCAUUUUGUGAAGAAUUUUGCUGCGUAUUUAUAGCUCAUUUUUUGCCACUCUGAGUUCACCCUUGUAUACUGAAAGUGCGCACAUUGAGGAUGUUACUUGGUGGACCUUUCACUAAAUUAACGAAAAAAUAAUAAGAUCAUUAUCAAGAAUAUCAUAGGAAUCAAUGCACUUGUUGUUUGAGUCACGAAAGGGACUACCUAGUGUAAACUUGUCUUCGCCUUCUUUAUCGCGGCAUCAAGUUGCCGCCUCUGUCAGUAAUUCACUUCGAGAUUUCUUUUUUCCAGGCAUUAACGUCGUUAGUUAGUUUUUGGUGACCGUGAUUCUUUUUUGCUUAUCGUUUUAAUCUUAUGUAGACGUUAGGUUCUUUUUCUGCAGCUGCUCUAUAGCUAUUUUGUAAAAUGGGGUAGACUGUAUAUACAAAGCGACAUUGUAUGCUUGUGUAGCUAAUUUUUCGCUGUUCCAUACAUAUCAACUUGUUUUUUCCUGUUUGUUGCGUUAGUUGAUCAUUAUAAGAAUAGUACUUAUUUAUUACAGACAGACUACAGUACGUAGUUCAGAUACUAGUUGGCCAAAUGUCUACAAAGUAUAGGAAACUAUAAUUGACACGGUUUGUGUGAGUAAGUGUUAAUUUUAUCGCCUGGAAAAUGUUUUGUGUCCAAAGUACACUAUUCUAUUUUGUUAUUUAUUCAUUGUUAUAAUCUAUACUAGCGCUACACUUAAGUCACACUACAACCAUCUUAGCUUACGGUCCUCGUGUUACAAUCAGUUCGCUUGUUCGCUGGUGACAAACGCCGGGAGAGGGACAGUUGCUAUCACAAAACGAAAUUGCAUCGGUGCACCAGUGCUUGAUAAACUAAUUUUAGCGAACCAAGUUUAGAUCCAAACCUGGCCUGCAGUGUUGACCGAAUGUGCUUUUCCACUCUGUCCCAUUGAUCCCGACGCGCACAUCUAGCGAUCCGUCAUUGAACAUCUCUUACAUGGUGCGGAGAGUGCAGUCGCGCUCGGAAUCGCUCGCAUUGCCAUUUAUCAUCAACCCGUUCUCAAUCACGACUCGGUCGAUUGUUGUUGAAUGCUCGCCUAAUUUGCUUUCAUUUUUACUAGGUGUAUCUGUUAGGUGUUGUUUUGUCACAAAGCGACGCGUUUCUCAACACAAUAAUCGACCGUCUCUGUUCAUAGAAGUACCUUCUGAUCUAGUUGUUGAAAUAGUAUUCAUCAUAGUAGAUUUGCAAUAUCAGACAGGUACUUCCUAUGCCGCUCAGCUAGCUAUCUAAGCCCUAAACACAUUCAGUAUUAGUUAUGGUAGGGCUUACGCUUUCUGUACACUUCAUUUAUAGGGACAGUCGUUCGUUUCACCUCGUUCUGGACAUUUCGAUCAAAGUUCCGCGGCUAGUGUCUUUUCUAUUCGAUCCUGUACCUCUUAUAGUAGCCAACGGAUAUUCUGGCUUGGUGUCCGUAUAUCGUGAUAACUCAGGGUCCGCGGGAUCAGCAUUAUUUUCAUACUCUUAUCGUCGUUCGGUUUUCAUCCCCAUUUCGCGCAGGGUAAAGAUAAUAAGAAUUGUAAUAUAUCGUAUUAUUCAUUCAUCAUGACUAGACAAUCGCACCUUGACUAGAUCUUUUCCAAGUAGCUCACGCGCAACUAUAUAUUUGUUGUAGUUAGAGGUAGUCGUCACACCUUCGACUGGUAGUCGGAAACAUGCGACACACCUUGUACCGGCACAGUUUCCACAGUUUUGGCUUCUUUGUGGGACUUUAUAGGACAAGAAUGGCCAGAAAAGCCCGUUACUCUCGGCAUGGCGUUUCAACAAGGGGAUAUUCUUUUCUCUUUUUAUCUUAUCUGUGUUUAGAGUAAACUUGAGACCGACCGUACUUCGUAUGUGUUUAUUACGCUUUCUAAAAAGAAUCUCUUAUUUUAGUUUGUUUCAAGUUCAAAGUCAAAAGACGCCUGUGCAAUUGGCAGCAGGCACUCUUAUUGAACGAAAUGCACAAAGAUUUUUAAUUAGUCAACAACUCUGUAUGUGUACUUGCGGUUUCUCGUUUCCUACGCCAAAACCAAACUCAGGUCGCAUCCGUUCAGGCUUUCACACACAGCGCCUUGUCCACUUGUAGCCGAUCGAGUAGUGCCCGAUCUUACCUUUUUUGCUUUUCACACUAAGAUAAGAAAUAAUAAUAUAACUGCACCUUUGACUAGAUCAUUCACAAUGAGAUCAUCCCAUUUUGCACAACUGUUGUCAAGCACAUUCACACGGCCAGGAGGGACACUGCACAACGAUCUUCAUCUAUAUAUUUUAUGUGGAGUUCAUACCGCUGUGGCUGUCGUUGUUGCCGUAGUUGUCAUUAAACAAUAAGGCUACGUUACCAUGACUAAUUAAUUAUAAUAAUAGGUUUAUGCUCACAAUGUCCUGGCAUUGAAAUCCAUUCAUCUCGGGUCAGUUGAUGGUUUUUCUGUCGGUUGGGUUAUUUCCUGCCAACUGUUCGUCAGUAAAAAUAAACUUCGAGGUACAAUUUGCAUAGAACCUCUCUGCAGAGUUCUAAUAAAAUACUUUGUCGCAGAAUAAUAAAUACUUUUGUUGUGUCUUUGGUAUGGGUUAUAUUUUACCGUUGUCAGUUUUUCGUCGUUUUGGCUCAACUUCUCAGUUUUCCUUUGUCCCUUGUCUCAACCUCCCCUUUAGAGCUCUCUUCGCCAAUUUACAAGACAUUUUUUGGAUCAUUGAAGACUGUUUGGGCCGUGUUGCGUAAUCGGCUUUUUUGCUCAUAUGCUGCUUACAUAUCCUGAAAACCUCAUUUAAAGAUCUGUGAUUGGACAAAAUGUGGCUGAACGCUUGCUGCCAUGGCAUCGAUACUAUUGUUAGGGAGAAAGUGGUUGUUCCAUUGUGUUUCUUCUCUACUAAUUUUAGCCGACCGGACGGAUAUAUAUAUAUAUAUAUAUAUAUAUAUAUAUAUAUAUUCUUAUAGUAAUCGUCCAAAUUUGCCCGUAUCACCUACUUGCGUUAUAAAUGUGUGCCUAGAACUUGAUCAGUAUCUUAUUUUUCAUUCGCCACUCCCAUGAUAAUUGACCAAGUCGCCAUGGAAUCACGUUCUCACAUCAUCAUGCCAUUCACAUUGAUUAAACCCUUUCACUUGACAGCUGUCCGUACUGACCCCAGACCCUGGUCGCUAAUCGACUUUUACCUCUUAGCUCAUCGUUCGUUAGCUUUAUAACUUUAUCUUAUCCGUUCUUAUUCCGUCUCAUUCGCACGUUAGCUAAACAAAAACUCCAUUUACAAUGCCAUUCCGGAGAAGUCUACGGCCCGGCAGAAUCACGAACGUGAUCGACAGAAAUUCGGGUUUCGUUUACACCCUGCAUGUUGUCUUCUAUUCGGCUGAAUGUCAAACAACAAUCCACUCGUUACAUAUCAAGCGCUUAAGAUUCAGAGAGAUUUCUAACCGCACCACUUAAGCAGUCGGUGAUUAUUCGGGCAAACCAUACUGUCGCAGGUAAUCAAAGCCAUUGGUCAGUGGUCACACUAUGCUUAAUUCGAUCACGUUGCGUUGCCGGAUAUAGACUCCGCCCAUUCAGCAGCGACACUUUCGGGCUCUGAUGGUAACCAACCAAGCUAUACGGCUCAGCUAACCGUACUCCACCCAUUAACACUAUCGGCAACGCAUUAUGAUACGAAACAGCAAGCCGACGAAUGACGCAUUGCACUACCGAAAAGACCUGGUUCAAAUCUGAUCGACCCACAUUGUACACCAUCAUUGACCGAUACUAAUUCACAUGACGACACAAUUUUCAAAUACUACAUAAUUCUAUACAGUACCAAUAGUAUACCCACCACGACGACCGCAAAUCGGUUAUUGCCAGAAGUCGUCCACGUUUCAAGUGUAGCUAUGAAACACCCAAAAAAAACUCAUCGAGAGAGAACGGCACACGUUCGCUCAAUUUCGGGAACCUGUAAAACAUGUGUAACACUGUAACCUUUGCUGCCUUGGAUUAUAACACUCACAGGGUACCCCUCGCAGCGUUUCGAAUUCACUGCAAUAUUGACUAGAUAUUCUUUCGCAAACGAUUUCAUUCUCGAAAGCGAGACACAGUGGUAGUUCUGGCGUACGGACCUAUUCGAAUUGGUCCAUUCAGAUCCAUGUGAGAAAGUUUUGCUACUUGACAAUAAUCGACUAGAUCAUUCAGGUCCUCUAUCAUAGCAUGGUCAUCCGCCUGUUGCUCACAGGUUUCGAUCGCACAUUUACUCAGUCGCACAUGACGACAACGAUGCACAGGAUCUUAGUAGUUUACUUCACUCCGUUUUCCUUGCUUCACUUCCUUAAUCCUUUUCUUAUUAUCAUAUCUUUUAUCGUCAUCACCAUCAACAAACAAGCUAGUCGCAUGCUACU